Penicilliopsis zonata CBS 506.65 is the source of this 791-nucleotide messenger RNA. RefSeq lists its product as hypothetical. The transcript has 2 exons. The record is from RefSeq and is a predicted model, not a curated record. NCBI's taxonomy places the organism in Eukaryota, Fungi, Ascomycota, Eurotiomycetes, Eurotiales, Aspergillaceae. The coding region runs from base 202 to 711 and encodes 169 amino acids.
UCAGGGAUUCUUACUUGAUAGCUUUGGUGGUAUUUUCAGCUGCGGCAAGCACUACUAGAUAGACAGGAAGCUGGUGGAGUCAAAAUAAACAGAAAUUUUGAUACAGAGACAAGAGGGAAAGAAAAGAGACAAGUGACUAUAGCAUUAUAUUCAAUAGCGUCCGUAACCUCCAUUGUUUCUGGAUGAGUAGCCGCCUCGGUCAUGGCGAGGCUGGCCGCGGUAUCCGUCUCGGUAGCCGCCGUCUCCUCGGUGUUCAUUAUGAUGAUGAUGGCUAUGCUGCUGUCCGCCGUGAUGCUGUUGGGGGUUGUUUUGGUAGGGUGGCUGCUGGUAGUAGCCUUGCUGGCCUGCAGGACCCUGUUGGCCGUAAUAACCACCGUGGUUGUAACCCUGCUGGUGGCCGGGGUUCUGGUUAUAGGGGGCGGCCCGAUAGGGAUCGGAGUGACCCCCCCGAGACGACGGCGGCGGGGGCCCUCGAGAGUACCCUCCCGAGCCGGGAGGCGGAGGCGCCCAGCCAGAUGGCAUGGCUUGGCCACUUGCGCCGGGUGGAGGCACGAAGUUCGGGUCAAGAUGCGCGGCAAAGGGGUUCGGCCGAUCGCUCGUGUAGUCAAUGCGACCACCUCGGCCGUGUCCAUUGCGGAGGGGGGCACCGCCGUAGGAUCGGCCUGUAUGGUGCGAUUUGGUCCUGACUGCUUGUAUAUCUCCAUUGUCUAGCACCGGAUGCGGGAACUUGACGCCACGCAGAAGCAUGGAUUUAUGUAUGUGAGAAGAUUUGGGGAUCUCAUAGUUGACUC